AUGGUGCGCUUUACUUCUCUUAUUGCUGCUGCUGCUACUAUUGCUGCGACCGCUCUCCCUGUUUUUGCUUCGGCUACUGGAAAUAGUGACGAGGGCCUCGUUGCUCGCACGGUGUACGCACCUAAGAUCACGUAUCCUAAAAAAAGCACUGAGUGGCGUGCCGGUACUCAUGUGCAUAUCACCUGGAGCGUUUCCGAUAUUCCUGACGACGUGAAGGGCACGAAAGGUAUGGUCAAGCUCGGACACUUGGACCCCAACGACCCCGGCGAGCACCUCGCCAACACGCUCGCCAAAGGCUUUCCCAUCACCGAUGGCCGGGUGGGCUUUGAGCUUCCUGAUAAUCUUGAGGAGCGUGACGACUACAUUGUGGUUCUCUUUGGAGACUCUGGUAACGCCUCGCCCGAAUUCACGAUCCACUCGGCCUAG
Molecule: messenger RNA, 426 nt
Organism: Malassezia vespertilionis
Lineage: Eukaryota; Fungi; Basidiomycota; Malasseziomycetes; Malasseziales; Malasseziaceae
Exons: 1
Coding region: 1-426 (141 amino acids)
Source: RefSeq, a predicted model, not a curated record